GACCAGUUUUCCUUCAGCCAUUUAACAUUCAUCUCGUCUACCUCGUCGUUCUCCCUAUAUUCAUUUUCUUCCGGAUUCAUUGUUUUCUCUGGGCACUCGCUCCGUUGAUUCCUCCAUUUUCCAACCACUCACACUCUCUCAGUUCACCGAUCACCAUGUCUUUUCUCCUCCGAUCAAACAAAUCUAAGCUCUUAUAUUCCUCUUCUUCUCUCUCUAGAGCCUUCUCCUCCAUCCCCCGCUCCAACAACCAGAUCGGAUCCAUCUCUCCCGCCGCCACCGAACUCUUUCACCGCAACUCCGCUACUCUCCCCAUCGCAGAAGAAAACCCUACCAAGGGAUACUCGGUUGGUUUCCCCAAAAAUCCUGAGAGUAAGCUUGGUGCUGAUUCUAAUGUCAUCAAUUCUUUGAGAUGUCAGGCUCUUGGACUGGACACUAAUGUGCUGGCUGGAGCUAGAUAUGGCACUCAAGUUUAUGCAGCCAAGAGUCCAAUGCUAUUGGGAGUCAGAACUCUGAUGGCAAGAAACUUUGUGAGAAGCGUGGCUGCUGACACGCUGGGACUGGCUGGUCAGAGACGUUUUAUGAGUGACAUCCCAAGUAAAACCAGUGAGAUAAAGUCACCUUCCGGUUUUCGCCCGUUAUCUCCUCAUCUUCCUCUUUAUCAGCCCCAGCUUUCUUCAACUCUUUCAAUUUGCAAUAGAAUUGCCGGAGCUUUCCUAGCAGCUGUCACCUUGCUUUUUUAUAUGAUAUACAUGAAAUUGGGUUUGGUUACUCUCACCUAUGAUUCAUUCUACCAGUUUGUAUUCUAUUCAUCAAAACUUCACCUACUCGCAGUUGAGAUUUCUGCCUUAGCCAUGUCCUAUCAUCUGUAUAGUACAAUUCGUCACUUAUUUCUAUGAUAUCAAAGUCAACUGAUAUCUAAGCAGUAUGUUUGAUCCUGAGGUGGAACUUGCUUGCACAUGUCAUCAGACUUCAUCCGUCGAGCACUGUUAAUCUGCUUUAUGUAGUUUUGCUAUUACCAAAAUAAUAAUAACUUAGAAUUUCUUGCUUAAUGCUGAGCAUAACUAUAUUUGUUUUGCAUCUAAGAUUUCAGUGAUGUAUAUUUUUGCAUCCCCUCAAGUUGCAAGUAAUUGUCGUAUUCAAUAAAGCAUUUGAGUUUAGUGACUCAUGAAAUACAUUAUCUCA
Molecule: messenger RNA, 1182 nt
Organism: Vicia villosa (hairy vetch)
Lineage: Eukaryota; Viridiplantae; Streptophyta; Magnoliopsida; Fabales; Fabaceae
Product: succinate dehydrogenase cytochrome B subunit, mitochondrial-like
Exons: 5
Coding region: 156-896 (246 amino acids)
Biological process (GO): tricarboxylic acid cycle; mitochondrial electron transport, succinate to ubiquinone
Cellular component (GO): membrane
Molecular function (GO): electron transfer activity; succinate dehydrogenase activity
Source: RefSeq, a predicted model, not a curated record